Ruditapes philippinarum (Manila clam) is the source of this 2556-nucleotide messenger RNA. RefSeq lists its product as uncharacterized. The transcript has 8 exons. Lineage: Eukaryota; Metazoa; Mollusca; Bivalvia; Venerida; Veneridae. Gene Ontology annotation, cellular component: cytoplasm. Bases 153 to 1814 code for a protein of 553 amino acids. The record is from RefSeq and is a predicted model, not a curated record.
UGUUUAAUAAAUACCUCUGUCUGUUUCCAGUUUCACUUACAAGAAAAAUUAAAGCAAAAAUAAUUUCGUCCAAAUCUCGAUUUGAAAUUUAUUUUGAUGGAAAAAAAUAAAGAUAGUAAAUUUCACAUUUGCAGACAUAAAAAGGUAAGAAGAUGUUCAGAGCCCUGGCUAGGGUAAGGUAUGACACCUUACGCCUCAACAAGAUAGAGGAGCCACCGCCAUCACCAUUCCAAGUCAAGUCUUUGACAGAGCUUUCUUCUAUAACAUUGAACUGGUUCCCGUAUCUGUUGGAGGAUAACGGUCUGUGUAUGUUACCUGUACAUCUGGUUCCCAGGCUUCUGAAGAUUGCUAUCACCAAUGACCAGUUCUGGUCAAUUUCUACAAUUAUUGCUAACUGGCCUUUUGAAACUCUCAGGUUCAGAGACAUAUUAACAGAGGAGGAAACAGUAGCAUUUGAAGAAGAUUUAUGUGAGGUAUCCUUUUACGUGUUUCAAGGGAUAACCAACCGGACCAAACACUGCCGUCUAAAAUGUCUCGAUUUUACAGAUAUAAUGCUCAGUCGCAUAUUCACAAAACUUAUCAUACAAACCUGGCCACUGCUGUCACUGAAGAAAUCUCAGAUGAAACCAAAAGUACUGGCUAAAACUAUAGCACGGGUUGCAGGGAUAAACAGUAAUACAAAGGGUGCAGACAAAAUGAAACUAACCUCAGAGAUAAUACCAAAGAUACUGGCAGAGAGGUUGACGCAUGAGGUCAUUGUGACAUCGGACAGAAUUGUGCUACCUCGAGGUCAAAGAUUGGAAGUGAAGAUAGACAAUUGUCAUUUUACAUCCAACAACAUGUUCUUCAUGGAUUACAUGAUAUGUAACUGUCUGCGUUCUAUAACACCAGUAUAUGUGACAGUCUCCAAUAUUCACAUCAAGUCAGAGUUGAUGGAAGGGGAUGGUUUCACAGAUUCUCUCGUGCCAUUUCUUGUUCUAAGAGGUCAAGAUACAGAGUUAUUAGAUGGAUUGUCAUUGAGGCAGCUUGAAGAAGGAAUUCUACACGUCAUCUCACCGGACAUCAUGAAAUUCACCAAUCUUCAAAGUUUGGAUAUCCAAGACUGUAAUCUCUACCUUCAGGAGGGAAUAACUCGUAGUCGCACAGCUACUCGGUCACGACUUUGCAAUAUGUUCUCAGCAUUCCAUCAUUUACAUCGACUGGACAUCAGUUUUAACUUUCUCAUUGGUUGUCUAGGCGAGUUGCUCGACGCAUUACAAAACCCAUUAGACUACCUCAGUGUUCGCGGCUGUGAUCUUAACGAGACCGAUCUCAACAAUUUAGCCAAAUCAAAACAUGCGCCUCAUCUGCGAGAACUAAAUAUGUCAAAACUGUGCAGUUUCUCAAUGUACGAAAGUGAUAGAAUAGCUCCUCUGCGUAUUUUGAAAACGAUGAAACAUUUUCCGAAAAUGACCGUGCUUAACCUUUCGCAGAACCACCUUCCGGAUGACGGUAUUAGAGAAUUUACAGAGAUUUUAUCGAAAGAUCUUGCACAUUUGAAAGUGCUAGAUAUCUCGGGUAAUAUUAUGCAAUUUGAAAGUCAACUCCAACUGGCAAAGGCGUGUGCGGAAAUUCCCAAAAUGCAAUUGGUGCGUCUGACCUGUAUGAAUAGUGCCGUGAAUGACGAUAUAUUUAUGAAUAAUCAUCAGAUUGACGGAAUGUACAACAAACUGAUAGAAGUUAUGAAAUCUCGAGGUAGAGACGAUAUUCAUAUCGAUGUUGUUCAGUUAUCGGUAGGAAUACUAGUCGACUGGUUUGAUUUCAUAAAUGAUUGACAAGAUGCGUGGAUUGAUGUUGGAUAGAUGGGACAAUAAAAACGAUCUGCCUACAGAAGCACUAUGUGAUUUAGAGGCAACAUUUUAUAGAUUUGUGAAUGCCAAACCAAGAUGACUUGUAUUUUAGAAACUUAAGUGUUAACGGGAUAAUCUACAGCUGCAUAUGUCUUGAAUUGAAAUUUUCUUUCAUUCACUACAGUUCAUUGUCUGCCUGUUCAGAUUUUUUUUUUGGGGAAGGUUAUAAAAGCAAGUUGUUUUUUUGUGUAACUGAGCCUUGACAAAUGAAAAAUUGUGAAUUUUAAGUUAUACAAAUGAACAGCAUUUUUAGAAAACUAAGAAAUUUAAGCAUUGUAAAUUGUUACCUGUUUGGGACCUGUGAUUAAUAUGACUUCUGAGUCUUAAGUAACUGCUACCGUAUGUUUUUUCAUUUAUGUACAAAAUAUUUUGAAAUAGCAUUGAACGUUAAAAAGAAAUAUAUUUUCUAUAUUAUGUUCAACAAAAUAACAGACUGUAUUGAAAUGUUUGACUAAAACACAUUUGAUAAAGUGUACAGUUGGAAACUACGAGAUUUUAAUAAUAUGUAGUUUUAUGUGUCAUUUCAAAUGAAAAGUAUGUGAAAAAAUAAUUGUAUAGCUUUUCAUGUAAGAUUUUGCCUCCGUUUAUGAGUAAAAUUAACAUAGGAAUAGAAAGAAAGGCAGGUUACAUUACAUGUAAAUAGAGUGAUGUUUAUAUAUAGAUGAAC